Messenger RNA from Drosophila subpulchrella, 2643 nucleotides. RefSeq names its product protein ROP (gene Rop). The record is from RefSeq and is a predicted model, not a curated record. NCBI's taxonomy places the organism in Eukaryota, Metazoa, Arthropoda, Insecta, Diptera, Drosophilidae. Gene Ontology annotation, cellular component: plasma membrane; secretory granule. Gene Ontology annotation, biological process: intracellular protein transport; vesicle-mediated transport; neurotransmitter secretion. The transcript has a single exon. The coding region runs from base 194 to 1987 and encodes 597 amino acids. Gene Ontology annotation, molecular function: syntaxin binding.
CGCCACCUGGUCACACUACGGUAUAGUCAUCAAAGAAAAAUACAGAAAAAAAUACAGAAAAUUGGCCAAGGAAUAGAUAAAAUUCUUUAGGCCCAGUUAAGACACGGGAAAACAAGCGAAAAAAAGUUUGGCAAAGCCAGAUAAUCUCCAAUCCUAGUGUGUUCAUUAUCGUGACCAAUAAAUCGCAGUGAAAAUGGCCUUGAAAGUGCUGGUGGGCCAGAAGCUGAUGAAUGAGGUGGUGAAGUAUAAGCCUCCAGCCCCCAAAAAGCAGGGCGUUACGUCGGCUGCGGGGGCGGGCGGAAUGGAAUGGAGGGUGCUGGUGGUGGACAAGCUGGGUAUGCGCAUGGUGUCCGCCUGCACCAAGAUGCACGAGAUCAGCGCCGAGGGCAUCACCCUGGUGGAGGACAUCAACAAGAAGCGCGAGCCGCUGCCCACAAUGGAUGCAAUUUACCUGAUUACCCCAUCGGAUGAGUCAGUGCGUGGGUUGAUUCGAGACUUCGAGAACCCCGCACGGCCCAUGUAUCGCUAUGCCCACGUCUUCUUUACGGAGGUCUGCCCCGAGGAAUUGUUUAACGAUCUGUGCAAGUCCUGUGCUGCCGGAAAGAUUAAGACCCUCAAGGAGAUUAACAUUGCAUUUUUGCCCUACGAAUGCCAGGUGUUUUCGCUGGACUCACCGGAUACAUUCCAGUGCCUGUACUCCCCGGCCUUUGCCUCCAUAAGGAGCAAGCACAUCGAGCGGAUUGCCGAGCAGAUAGCCACUCUGUGCGCCACUCUGGGGGAGUACCCCAAUGUGCGCUACCGCAGCGACUGGGACAGGAACAUCGAUCUGGCCGCUUCGGUGCAGCAGAAGCUGGACGCCUACAAGGCCGACGAUGCCACCAUGGGCGAGGGUCCCGAGAAGGCCCGAUCCCAGCUGCUGAUCCUGGAUCGCGGCUUCGACUGUGUGUCGCCACUGCUGCACGAGCUAACCCUCCAGGCCAUGGCCUACGAUUUGCUACCCAUCGUCAACGAUGUCUAUCGUUAUACACCCGGACCCAACCAGCCGGAUAAGGAGGUGCUGCUCGACGAAAACGACGACUUGUGGGUGGAGCUGCGCCACGAGCAUAUCGCUGUCGUCUCCACCCAGGUGACUCAGAACCUGAAGAAGUUCACCGACUCGAAGCGCAUGGGCUCGGCCGACAAGUCGUCCAUGCGUGAUCUCUCGCAGAUGAUCAAGAAGAUGCCGCAGUAUCAAAAGGAGCUGUCCAAGUACUCGACCCAUUUGCAUUUGGCCGAGGACUGCAUGAAGUCAUACCAGAACUAUGUGGAUAAGCUGUGCCGUGUGGAGCAGGAUCUGGCCAUGGGCACGGAUGCCGAGGGCGAGAAGAUCAAGGAUCAUAUGCGCAACAUUGUGCCCAUUUUGCUGGAUGCCAAUGUCUCGAACUACGACAAAGUUCGCAUUAUUGCUCUCUAUGUGAUGAUCAAGAACGGCAUUUCCGAGGAGAAUCUGACCAAACUGUUCACGCAUGCCCAGCUGUCGCCGAAGGAUCAGGAUAUGGUGCGUAAUCUUAGUUGCUUGGGCAUCAAUGUCAUUGCAGAUUCGCGCAAGAAGGUGUACUCGGUGCCGCGCAAGGAGCGGACCACCGAAAGUACCUACCAGAUGUCUCGCUGGACCCCGGUGAUCAAGGACAUCAUGGAGGAUUGCAUAGAGGAUAAGCUCGAUCUCCGCCACUUCCCCUUCCUCGAGGGCAGGGCCCAGAACACCAAUUACCAUGCCCCGACCAGUGCCCGUUAUGGUCACUGGCACAAGGACAAGGGUCAAGCGCAGGUAAAGAACGUGCCCAGGCUCAUUGUCUUCAUCGUGGGCGGCGUCAGUAUGUCUGAGAUGCGGUGCGCCUACGAGGUCACCAAUGCCGUUCGCAACUGGGAGGUCCUGGUCGGCUCUUCGCACGUCCUGUCGCCCGAGAUCUUCCUCAGCGACUUGGGCAGCCUCUCCAAGGAGGACUAAAUAUUUAUUGGAUCAUAAUCUUGUUAACGAUUUUGUCACAUUUAUCGUGUUUAAAAAUAGUUUGUUAUUCCUUACCGAAGGUUCAAAAUGAUUCCUUAAGAAAUUAUUAUACUAAUAACAUAUUGCAAUAUAUAAACAUAAAAAUACAAUACAUAAAUUAUAUACGCAUUACAUAAUAUAUUAAAAUUAUAUAGUAUUUUAUUCUUAGCCGAAUAUAAAUAAAUAUUAACGUCAAUAAUACGAGUAGUAUUAUUUCAAUUAAGCCCCUAUACUGGCUCUUAUACUGUAGUGUGAACAUUAGAAAGAAAACGGGAAACGGAUUUCACAGCACCAUAAAAUAUUCACCUCGGAUUACUAAAAAAUUAUAUGUAUUACCGAACUUAGUCAAAUUGAAAAAAAAAAUUAUGGAUGAGCCUGUGUAAUAAUGCAUAUUCGGCAAAAUGACAUAAAAAAUACUUAAGUGUUAACAUUAAAAAUAAAACAUUGAACCGAAAUUUCAUUACGUUUCAAAAACUUAAGACAUUUUAAAAUUGGUUCAGCGAUGUAUGUAUUUGAUCUAAUUCGAAAAAUAUUAAAAUGCAAGUUCAAAUUUUUGGCACCCGAUUCAUCUAAAUGUAUUGUAAUUUCUUCAAUACCCAAUAAAGCUUACAAAAAAA